AGAGCUCUGCGGGCGCCUGGGCUCUGUGUGUGCAGGUUGCUGUGUGGGGUCCCGGAAGACGAUGGAGAGGGCAGGAGCAGCACCCGCGGCGCCCCCUCCACCAGGCUGGCCUCUACGCUUCCCUGGACUCAUCACCAGUCCCCAUUCCUGGAAGCAAGCCCCCUUCCUCCAUCCACUCCUCAUGAUGUCCAUGAGGAGCCCCGGCUCUGCCCAGCUGGCCUUGGAUGACGUUGGCACCAUGGUGAACUGUACUGUCAAGUCAGAGGGGAAGAAGGAGCCCUGCCACGAGGCCCCCCAGGGCUUGGCCACCGCAGCUGAACCCCAGCCCGGAGAUCCAGCCCGGGCUCCCCAGGAUGGUGCUGACCCUCAAGCUCCAGCCCAGGACAGCAGCUCCCUGGAAAGCAAUGGGUCCCCAGAACCCAAGAGACCAGGAGGCUCCGAGGCUGCUUCUGGAAGCCAGGAGAAGCUGGACUUCAACCGAAAUUUAAAAGAAGUCGUGCCGGCCAUCGAGAAGCUGCUGUCCAGUGACUGGAAGGAGAGGUUUCUGGGAAGGAGCUGUGUGGAAACCAAAGAUGUCAAAGGGACCCAGGAGAGCCUGGCAGAGAAGGAGCUGCAGCUGCUGGUCAUGAUCCAUCAGCUGUCCACCCUGCGGGACCAGCUCCUGACGGCCCACUCGGAGCAGAAGAACAUGGCCGCUAUGCUCUUUGAGAAGCAGCAGCAGCAGAUGGAGCUGGCCCGGCAGCAGCAGGAGCAGAUCGCUAAGCAGCAGCAACAGCUGAUUCAGCAGCAGCAUAAGAUCAACCUCCUUCAGCAGCAGAUCCAGCAGGUCAACAUGCCUUACGUCAUGAUUCCAGCCUUCCCCCCAAGCCACCAACCUCUACCUGUCACCCCCGACUCCCAGCUGGCUUUGCCCAUUCAGCCCAUUCCCUGCAAGCCAGUGGAGUACCCGCUGCAGCUGCUGCACAGCCCCGCCGCCCCAGUGGUGAAGAGGCCUGGGGCCUUGUCUGCCCACCACCCCCUACAGGAGCCCUCCCAACCCCUGAACCUCACGGCCAAGCCCAAGGCCCCCGAGCUGCCUAAUGCCUCCAGCUCCCCGAGCCUGAAGAUGAGCAACUGUGGACCCCGUCCUCCCAGCCAUGGGGCCCCCACACGGGACCUGCAGGCCAGCCCUCCCAGCCUGCCUUUGGGCUUCCUUGGUGAAGGGGAUGCUGUCACCAAAGCCAUCCAGGAUGCCAGACAGCUGCUGCACGGUCACAGUGGAGCCUUAGAAAGUUCCCCCAACACCUCCUUCCGUAAGGACCUCAUCAGCCUGGACACAUCCCCAGCCAAGGAGCGGCUGGAGGAGAGCUGUGUGCACCCACUGGAAGAAGCCAUGCUGGGCUGUGAUGUGGACGGCUCCCGCCACUUCCCUGAGUCCCGGAACAGCAGCCACAUCAAGAGGCCCAUGAAUGCCUUCAUGGUGUGGGCCAAGGAUGAGAGGAGGAAGAUCCUCCAGGCCUUCCCAGACAUGCACAAUUCCAGCAUCAGCAAGAUCCUUGGCUCCCGCUGGAAGUCCAUGACCAACCAGGAGAAGCAGCCUUACUACGAGGAGCAGGCGAGGCUGAGCCGGCAGCACCUGGAGAAGUACCCUGACUACAAGUACAAACCACGGCCCAAGCGCACCUGCAUCGUGGAGGGCAAGCGGCUGCGGGUGGGCGAGUACAAGGCUCUGAUGAGGACCCGGCGCCAGGAUGCCCGCCAGAGCUACACGACCCCCCCGCAGGCCAGCCAGGUGCAGAUGAGCCCCUCAGAUGUCCUGUACCCUCGGGUGGCAGGCGUGCCCCUGGCACAGCCCCUGGUGGAGCACUAUGUGCCCCGCGGCCUGGACCCAAACAUGCCUGUCAUCGUCAAUACCUGCAGCCUCAGGGAGGAGGGCGAGGGCACAGAGGACAGGCACUCGGUGGCUGAUGGCGAGAUGUACCGGUACAGCGAGGAUGAGGACUCGGAGGCCGAGGAGAAGAGUGACGGGGAGCUGGUGGUACUCACAGACUGAUCCCGGCUACAUGGGCCUGGCCCUCCUCCCUGAGGAAGACUGGGCCCCACGCCAGCAGGCACAGCCACCCCACCUGGACUACAUUGGUACUUGGACUUGGGCACGCCCGGGAGAUGGGCACAGCUGUGCAUUUGUAGAUACAUUCAUGAUGGGAGAUGCCCCCUCCCCACCACACCUGUGGGCACACCUGAGGAGCUGAUGGCCUGAGUGGGUCCUGCAUGGCGGUGAUGUGCUGGGCUGGCUGAGCUCCGUGGUGGCCCUUGGGGCUCGUGGCCAGGGGACACUGUAUGACCCUCCCCUCCUGCAGGUCUGCCCAUCCCAGGGGUAUGGCAGCUACAGACCUGUUCCCCUAGGGCCACAUGCUUUGUUUCCAUUCUUGUCCUGGCUGGACCAGCCACCAUGGGACCAACACGCACCCCCCACCACAGUACCCCAGAUCGCUCCUCUACCACGAGGAUCGCUUUGUACUUUGUGCAAAAAGGUCUGGCUCUCCUCCAUGUCUCUAUCUUAUGCCAAGCCUUUCGUGCCUCUGGCUGGUGUGUGUGUAUGUGUGUGUGUGUGUGUGUGCGUGCGCGCGUGUGUACCCAUGUGCGCAAGUGCACAUGUAUUUUCAUCUGUUCUUUCAUUGCACAAGGUAUUUAUUGAGUGCCAGGCACUGUCGCUGAGUUCCUGUGGGUGUGUCUCUUGAUGCCAUUCUUGCUUCUCCGGGGGGCUCUUUCUGUGCUUCUCUUUGUCCCCAAAUUGCUACCUCUUUGUCAGUCUGGGUGUCUCAGGUUCUCUGUGUCCUUGGUGCACUUCUCUGUCCUUGUUUCUCUGCAGGGCCUUUUUUUGUGUCUCUCCCUUCCUCCGUGUCUGCCCUUGCCCCUUUAACGCCUGCUGGGUCUCUGUAAGCCCCUGGUCUGCCCUGGGCUCCCCAGCCAUCCUGACCUCCCCUGCCUGCUCCUUCACUCCCUCCCUGACUCUGCAUGUCAGUUCCCAUGGAGCCAUUUUUAGCUCCCAGCAGCAUGGGAAUGUGCUCAGCCUCCAAGGGGCUCCGUCAUGGUGCCCCAGCCCCUGGUCCCAACCUGAGUGCCAGGAGGACUGAUGGUGACCCCUUCUGUAAGUGACAGAAGCCCUGGAGAGGGGGCUCUUGUGCAGCUGGUCUCCACUCCUCCGUCCUGAGCAGGGGAUGGGAGCUCCCCACCCCCACCCUGUCCUUGGAAGGCUUCAUCCUCUCCCACCCAGCUCUGCCCCUACACCUGCCCGCUCCUCUCCCCUCCCCCACUCUACACCCGUAACUUGCCUCAGCUCCUGAUCCCUUUCACAAGGUCUUUCCCUAAGAAAAUGAAAUCCCGUUGGCACCUGACUCCAAAGAUCCAGAACAGCCCUGGGGCAAGGUGGGAAGGGAACCCCAAAUCCUACAGGGACAGAUGUGGAGUCUGUGUCCGUUCCCCCAUCUUCUCCCCUUCUACUUCCCGGAACCCAACUUCUCUCCAGGCUGUUUCUUUUUUUUUAUGACUGUAAACAUAGAUAGUGCUUUAUUUUGUUAAUAAUAAGAUAAUGAUUAGUAACUUAA
Molecule: messenger RNA, 3587 nt
Organism: Balaenoptera ricei (Rice's whale)
Lineage: Eukaryota; Metazoa; Chordata; Mammalia; Artiodactyla; Balaenopteridae
Gene: SOX13
Product: SRY-box transcription factor 13
Exons: 14
Coding region: 62-2032 (656 amino acids)
Biological process (GO): regulation of transcription by RNA polymerase II; cell fate commitment
Cellular component (GO): nucleus
Molecular function (GO): DNA-binding transcription factor activity, RNA polymerase II-specific; RNA polymerase II cis-regulatory region sequence-specific DNA binding
Source: RefSeq, a predicted model, not a curated record